Messenger RNA from Ceratotherium simum simum (southern white rhinoceros), 1757 nucleotides. The record is from RefSeq and is a predicted model, not a curated record. Lineage: Eukaryota; Metazoa; Chordata; Mammalia; Perissodactyla; Rhinocerotidae.
CGACGUCUGUUAGUGAGAGUCUUUUUGGUUGGAAGUGUCCCGGAGACCUCACAGAAAGGCGCCCAGGGCUGGACUUACCUGCCCCCUGCUCCUUUAGGGAUGGAGGCAAUGGCAGCCAGCACUUCCCUGCCUGACCCUGGUGACUUUGACCGGAAUGUGCCCCGGAUCUGCGGGGUAUGCGGAGACCGAGCCACGGGCUUUCAUUUCAACGCUAUGACCUGUGAAGGCUGCAAAGGCUUCUUCAGGCGAAGCAUGAAGCGGAAGGCGCUGUUCACCUGUCCCUUCAAUGGGGACUGCCGCAUCACCAAGGACAACCGCCGCCACUGCCAGGCCUGCCGUCUCAAGCGCUGCGUGGACAUCGGCAUGAUGAAGGAGUUCAUCCUGACGGAUGAGGAGGUGCAGCGGAAGCGGGAGAUGAUCCUGAAGCGGAAGGAGGAGGAGGCCUUGAAGGACAGUCUUCGGCCCAAGCUGUCCGAGGAGCAGCAGCGCACCAUCACCAUCCUGCUGGACGCCCACCACAAGACUUUCGACCCCACCUACGCCGACUUCGACCAGUUCCGGCCGCCAAUUCGCAGAAGUGAGGGUGGAGGGAGCUAUUCCUUAGGGCUCUCCUCAAGACACAUGCCCAGCUUCUCCGGGGAAUCGUCGUCUUCCUCCUGCUCAGAUCACUGCCUUGUCUCUCCAGACAUGAUGGAACCAACCAGCCUCGCCAACCUAGAGCUGAGCGAAGAAGACCCAGAUGACCCCUCUGUGACCCUGGGUCUGUCCCAGCUCUCCAUGCUGCCCCACCUGGCUGACCUGGUCAGUUACAGCAUCCAAAAGGUCAUUGGCUUUGCCAAGAUGAUCCCAGGAUUCAGAGACCUCACCUCUGAUGACCAGAUCGUGCUGCUGAAGUCAAGUGCCAUUGAGGUCAUCAUGUUGCGCUCCAACCAGUCUUUCACCAUGGACGACAUGUCCUGGACCUGUGGCAGCCAGGACUACAAGUACAGUGUCAGUGAUGUGACCCAAGCCGGACAUAGCCUGGAGCUGAUUGAGCCCCUCAUCAAGUUCCAGAUGGGGCUGAAGAAGCUGAACUUGCAUGAGGAGGAGCAUGUCCUGCUUAUGGCCAUCUGCAUCGUCUCGCCAGACCGUCCUGGGGUGCAGGACCCCGCACUGAUUGAGGCCAUCCAGGACCGCCUGUCCAACACACUGCAGACCUACAUCCGCUGCCGCCACCCACCCCCGGGCAGCCACCAGCUCUACGCCAAGAUGAUCCAGAAGCUGGCCGACCUGCGCAGCCUCAACGAGGAGCACUCCAAGCAGUACCGCUGCCUUUCCUUCCAGCCUGAGAGCAGCAUGAAGCUCACGCCCCUCGUGCUCGAGGUGUUUGGCAACGAAAUCUCCUGACCAGGGCAGCCUGUGGUGGCGCCUGGGUGGGGCUGCUCCUCCGGGGCCGUGUGCUGGGGCCUGGGGCUGGCUGCUGCCUAGCAGGCCUUCCUGCCCCCUCUGGAGUUCAGUCCCUCCUCUCCAUCCUCCCCUCCUUGCCUGGCCCAUCCUCUCUCCUGCCCAACCUAACACCAGGUCCCCCUUUCCUGCAGGCCACAGGCUGCCCCCAGUCCCUCAAGACCCCAGUCAUGAAGAGUUGCUGUUUAUUUGACCAAGAAUCUCAAGUGGGGGCAAGGGGCAGAGGGCAGAGGCUGAAGGCAGGGCCUCGCCUGGGGAUGCCCCCAUCACUCUAGAAGUGGCUGCUGGCUGGUGCUGAGGGAACAGGCAAGCAG